CCAUUAACCUCCAUUUGUUUCACAACCAAGGCUUAGAGCACACUUUAUUUAAACUGAAACUGGACUGAUUUUUUUUUAUUUUUUCAGUUGAAGUAUGCCUUUGACUUUUGAAACAAAUUGAAGUCAGUGGAGAGAACAGACAAAGAACAUGAACGCUGUGAUGUGUCAUUAAAUAAUUUUUUUUUCAGCAAUUAGCCUACAACAGUUGUUUGAUAAACCUACAACUCACAGUUAAAUCAGCAGACGAAAUAUCUUUUUUCUUAUUUAACCUGUACAUUGUGAGAAGUUAUUAUUGAACCGCACCAAAUAUGUUGCCAGAUUGUAAGGAACUGCCAAAAACACUGUAAGUAGUGAAUGUGGAGAUUGUGUGAAAGGGGUGGGUAAACGUAUCCUUUUGAGUCGUGGUUUAAUCAAACGCAAGAGAGCGUUAGCCAAUCAGAGUUUUUCACGGUCCCCAGUACAUGCCCCUGUUCAUCCGCUACAGCGAGACCACUGAAGAGCAGAAGUGGUGCCACGGCUACUGACGUGCACAUCUGGAGGCGUUUUGAAAAUGAGUACAACGCAAAACUUUAAAUGUUAAUUUGAUCGUGACUGUACGCUUACUUUUUAGCCAUGACGACUUGACAUAACUGUACAGCAAUAGAAAAGCGGUUCUUUGUCGCUGUAACAGCGUAAGUGCGAUUCUUUGUAUAGAUAGCUAGUUAUCGUUUUCCUUGGUGUGUUAAGCUAUCCUCACUGUAGUGUGUGUUUUGAGAGGUGGUAGGAUACGUGCGGAGAGCCAUGAGGUUAAGCUUCCUAAGUAAAGAUUUUUAGUUGAGAAGAAACACGCUUCUAUGAGGUGCAGCUCGUUUAGUUUUAGUCCGCUCAAGUGCUAUGGAAAGCCAGCAGUUGAAGGUAAAACAAAAAGAUUAAUUUGUGUGCAGAAAAUGUGUUGGAAUAUUUGUGAAUGAAAACGCAUCGCCUUGAAUACUGUACUCUGUAAAACUUCUCCUUCGUAGUAACAGGCAAAGCAGAUAGGAAAAUGACAACAUAAAUGACAAUUGAUAUUGGCAAAAUGUGUAGUACAAUUUCAAGGCUUUGGGUUUAUGCAUAAUCUACAGGAGCUUUUCAAAACAAAACCCCCAACAGAUGAUACUGUAGGCUAGAUGUUGGUGCUUUUGAGAAGCCGUCUUUCCCUGUACUUUGUGAACGUUUUAUGGCACUAACCAAAUAGUGUUUGAUCUGCCUUGAAAGAGAACAUUUGGGGUUGAGCUUAAAGAACUCAGCUUUAUUAUGUCAUUUUUUUCUAGUUAAGCUGAGGGGAAAUUUAAAAGACCUAAAAAUAAAGUCCUGGUUUCACAAAGAAUCAUUUGAACUUCCUACCGCAGAACGAGAGACAUAAAUAGUUCAGACAUGUGGAUGUAAUUUCUGAAAAAGCAGACAGAUGCAGAGAAAUAACACGAGAGCGGGCGACAGACUAUGAGCUCAGUUCGAACGUGGUAGACUACAACUCUGAAAAGAGACAGCGCCAAGAGAUUAUAUUUGUGAUUUUACAAGUCACCAUCAAUGAUGUUACAGGGAAGCAGAUGGUGGACAAUGACGGAAUCUUAGGCCAUGUUCAAGAGGACGAACACGUAAGCGAAAUCCCGUUAAAGCGACCAUCCGUCUACGUGAAGUUUAUUUCUUGAGAGGACUCCUGGACGUUCCUUUGGGCGUGUGAAGGGAUGGGAUACACGCGGCUGGUCCACAGUCUGGGCAUUCUCCUCUGUGGCUCCGUCUUAACUGUUGUCUACGGUCUGGUGGAUGCCGAUGACGUCCUUACCAAGGAAGAGCAGAUGUAUCUAUUGUUCAACGCUAGGAGAAAAUGUGAACGAGUCAUCAAGUCCAAACACAAGAUUGCUGAGGGCUUCUGCUUACCAGAGUGGGAUGGAAUUGUAUGUUGGCCAGAGGGACCUCCUGGGAGACUGGUGUCUACUUCUUGUCCUGAGUAUGUCUACGAUUUUAACCACAAAGGUCAUGCGUAUCGCCGCUGUGACCUAAAUGGAACAUGGGAGCUGGCCACCACCAACAAUAAGACGUGGGCUAAUUAUAGCGAAUGUGCCAAAUUCCUCAGCCAUUACAACCAGAACCAAGAGAGGGAGGUGUUUGAUCGACUCUAUCUAAUUUACACGGUGGGCUACUCCAUCUCACUGGGAUCCCUCAUGGUGGCCGUGGUGAUCCUGGGAUAUUUCCGUCGAUUGCAUUGCACCAGGAACUACAUCCACAUGCACCUGUUUGUGUCCUUCAUGCUGCGAGCCAUCAGCAUCUUCGUGAAAGACAUGGCACUGUAUUCUGGAGAUGUUUUUGGGGAGUUGGAGCGAGUCAGUGUGGAGGACCUGAAGUCCAUUACAGAAGCACCCCCGGGCAACAAAACCCAGUUUAUUGGCUGUAAAGUGGCUGUGACACUCUUCUUGUACUUCCUGGCUACAAAUUACUACUGGAUCCUGGUGGAGGGCCUCUAUUUACAUAGCCUCAUCUUCAUGACCUUCUUCUCCGACAGGAAGUAUCUUUGGGGAUUCACUCUGAUUGGCUGGGGUGUCCCUGCCAUGUUUGUGACGGUGUGGGCAAGCGUCAGAGCCACCCUGGCAGACACAGAGUGUUGGGAUUUAAGCGCAGGAAGUAUGAAAUGGAUUAUACAAAUUCCUAUAUUAACAGCUGUUGUGAUCAAUUUUGUGUUGUUUUUAAACAUAAUCAGAGUCCUGGCAACAAAAUUAAGAGAAACCAAUGCAGGAAGAUGUGACACCAGACAGCAAUACAGAAAAUUGUUAAAAUCCACACUGGUCCUCAUGCCCCUGUUUGGAGUUCACUACAUCAUCUUCAUGGCAAUGCCCUACACUGAGGUGUCAGGGGUGCCAUGGCAGAUACAGAUGCACUACGAGAUGCUCGUCAAUUCAUUCCAGGGAUUCUUUGUUGCCAUCAUAUAUUGCUUCUGCAAUGGAGAGGUCCAGGCUGAAAUCAAGAAGUCCUGGAGCAGGCGGACACUGGCCCUGGAUUUCAAGAGGAAGGCCAGGAGUGGCAGUAACACAUACAGUUACGGACCCAUGGUGUCACACACCAGUGUGACAAACGUGACGGCCCGGGGCCCUCUGGCCCUGCACCUCACCACGCGCCUUGGGCCAGUCACCGUCAACGGCCACCGGAACCUCCCGGGUUACGUGAAGAACGGUUCCGUCUCGGAGAACUCCGUACCGUCCUCGGGACAUGAGCUACACAUUCCAGAGGAGGAGCCUUCAAACAGUACACGGCCCAACCUGGAGGACAAACCCCCACCCGUGGUGGAGGAGGAACGGGAGACUGUCAUGUGAAUCAUAGCACUGAGGAAGUGCACAAAGACAUUUUAUUUUAAUAAAUGAAGGAUACUUUUCAUAUUCUCAAAGGUCUUUUUUUCAGGAGGAUGGCUGCAGUAUCUCUGGCAUGUUUUAAAAUCCUGUGAGUCACAAAUGUGGACUUUGUAAACCAAAGCCAGGAGCUCAAAGUGCAUGUUAUACGUUGGACAUGCUGAGUAUCGCCCUGGAGAUCCCAGACUUCUGGUGGAGUGAUUUCAGAUUUCGGAUUGGAGUGCAUUUUCCUCAAAGGUCACACACAAUGCAUAGUGACAGCCUAGAUGUCAGGGUCAGAAUCUGAAGGCGGAAAUGUCAGAAUGGAGAUGAAAGGAAAAUGUACCAGAAAGACCUCAGAGCUUCUGCAAGCCCAGUCUUACUCUGUCACAGGAAAUGGUCAUCCUGUCAUACCCAUGCGGUCGGGGGGGGGAUGCCCUUGCUUGCCCUAAAGCAGAACUCCAAUAAGCAUAAUGAGAAUCUACUGUAAUUUUACUGUAUCAGGUAUCUGGAAUAUCAAUGUCAUGAAAUGAGCAACAGUCUAAGGCCCUAUGAGAGAUGGUCCAUUUUAAUUACAAGGGGCAUUUUUCUGUUUUGGCUGAUUGUCAUGAAAAGUGAUUAACCAUGUCCAUAAUGAUCUUAAAGUUUGAAUGGUACUGACAUCAUCACCUUCUGGAAAAGAGUCCAUUAUCAAUAAUGAUAUACAUUUAUCUAUGAUAUAAUGGAUAUUAAGCGACUGUACAAUAAGACUAAAUAUACAUAUUCUUGGAGCUAAUUUCUACACCGCCUUCAUUAGUCACUAUUCAGCCCUGUUUUUCUAUUUUCUUUAUAAUCCCAGCAGUGUAAAAGCCUUCUGACACAAUAACAUGUUAUUCAGUAAUGUCAGGGAUUGUACAUUCCACCAAGAUAAUGUAGUUCACAAUAUGCAACACUGUUGUGUAAGUGAAUGAAUCUUGUGUGUUUUAGUCAUAUUCCAAGGGCCUCAUGCAAAGAGUCUUGCAUACUCUUCUUUUUUUAGCUAGGCUCAUACUAGGCUCAAGUGUGCCAUGACAAAUUCAGCAAACUCUUUGGGACUUCAGAGAAGUGCCAAAAAUGAUUUGCGCAAUACCCCGAAAUAUGUACGUGUUCACGAGAAUUGUAAAUUAGAACAAUUGGAGCCCACGGAUACCAUGUUGAGAUGUCCCACCCAAUUUGUGAGGAAGCUUCACUCAAUGCCUCUAAAUAAUCUGACAGGUUGCAGACUAAUGUACUGUACUUCUUCCCGCGUUUGGGAAAAGAUCAUAUAUACUGUUACAAUGUUUCAAAAGGGAAUUGAGAGAGAUGCAAAAGUCAAACAGUAGGAUAACAUUUCUAGGGUCAUUUACACUGUCACUUGAUGGUAGCAUCACUGAAGUCCCCAAAAGUCAGACAGCAAAUUAGAAAUUGAAACAUGACAUGACAGAGCCAGGCAGCCUACAACUGCAACAGAAGUCUAGGAGGUCACGGGAAAGUGACCAUCAGAGAGGCUACAAGCCUUUUCUAAAAAUAAAUGUUAUACUCACACAUUUUUUGAUUAUGUCAUUUAAUUGUAGAUAUGAAAAUAUCAUUGUACGGUUGAAUACUUUAAUUUCUGCAGGCAACAAAAAUGUCCUCCAAGUAAUGAAAUCGAUGGUAUCCAAUCUACUGUGUAUAACUCAAUAAUAUGACAGGUCUGGACGGCUUGUGAUUUUUGGAAAAAAAAUAAAUAAAUGGUAACUGGUGAAGGUGUCAAAGACUACAACACAGUUGCACCCGUUACUGAAAAUCAAGUAUGAUUGUACAAAUGGUUCUUGCAUGAGGCCCAGUGUGCUUUGUUUCUAAACAUUUGUCACAGGUAAUUAAGCUGUUGCUGAAAUGAAUGUACUCAUCUAGUUUAAGUCCCCAGUUCAAAAUACUAACAGAGUUGGUGUAUGGAGAGUAGAGAUGUCAGCACCAACUCCGAUGUGCAUUUAAUUGAGUUUGGCUUCCAUGGUGUAGGAAAUUGAAUUCCGAAUGAAAAAUAAACAUAUGUCAGACUCAAAUAUCAACUGCUCUAAUUACACAUGAUAGAAAGUAAUUUUGGCUUUGAACAACGUUUUUGGUAUUCCUGAAUGCUACAAUGUGUUUUGUCAGAAAAUAGCAUAAAAAGGUUAAAUCCAGACUGUAACUUUUAUUAUUUCCUAACUGAACAUAAUUGUAAGCUUAGGUUCAAGCAAAAUCAGAGGAAUCAUGAUGAAUCUGCUCAAGGUUGUGCUUUUAAAUUCUGUGUGCAAACAUCUCUUCAUGUUAAGAAUUGUCUCAAUUGCAGUCCCUUGUUAUGUUUGGUGUAAAGAAUUUGUCAUAAUUUAAUGUAACAUAAUUUAAAAUGAAUCAUAAAUUUAAAAAAUGAUGUAAUUUAGCUCACAUACUGUUGAAUAUGGUUCAGUAUUAUUGCUGCUUAUCUCAUGUAUGUAUGUAUGUAUAGAUAUUCAGUAUAUAUGUGUACACAGAAGUCACAAUGUUUACAAAGGCUAGUUUUGAGCUAAAUGAGCAUCAGUGUUCUGCAAACAUUUUGUAAUGUGAUGUAACUAUGAAGGGACAGUAUUUAGUUUUGUAUCAGGGAUGUGCUUCAACAUGCUUUUGAGACUUUGGUCAACUUCUUGAUUGAGUUUCUUGAAAUCGUGUUAAGGUGCUACAACCAUCAUUUAGGCAACAGAGAGAAUAUCAUAUUGAAUCUCCUGUCUCUUACUUUUGAUGGGUGUGACACUACUUCUUUUGGAAACCUGGCCCUAGAUUUCCAUGUAAAUGACAUUUUACUGCAUUUUGUUUUGUUGAAUCCCAUUGUAUCAUUGCUUUACCAUCUUUUACUAUAUUUGCCAUGCUCUUUAACUUUUUUAUAUUUAAGAUAUUUAUACGAAUGUCCUCUCCUUGGCUUACUGAAAAUGUUUGAUAGGCUUAGAGGUAGUGUACAUUCCACUGCAGCAUAGGCAGGAUCACAGAAGAAACGCUAGUUUCACCUAAGUGUUGACAAAAUGCCAUUGUUACUACGAUGGUUUGGGCUCAGUAGUGCAUAGCAAUUCAUCCCGACAGAACUGUGUCCAAAUACAAAACAGUGUCAUUACCAAAGUUUAUGGACAUCGUCUUCAUCUAAUGUCUCAUGGCUAACACCUUACCUUACCUGAAACUUGCUAAUUAAAAAGUGGAAUUGUCCAGGACAUUUUACCAUUAGCCAUAUAAGCACUUUAAAAUUCAUACUUGUUCUUUUUUUAUCAGUAUUUACUUUCCAACACAGAUGAUUGACACAUUCCCCAUCAUGCUGAUUUGUCCAGGUAUCUAAAAGCUGAUGCUUGCAUUUCCUUCACAAAGAUCCCUCACCUGCAAUCAUGAAUCUCUUGACAAACGUAAAUCAAACAUGUAUGAUUUUUCCAGUUUUUCAGAAAUGGUUUAUUUUGUAUUAUUCGUUAAUGAAGAGAUACAGCAUACGCUGUUCCUCCAACUGUCCUUAUUGCUUGUUGAUAUGCCAAUGUAAACAUGUGGUGGAAAUCAGCCAAGCAGACAUUGCUGCAAAGAAAACUCUAGAGCUUAGCUGCCAUGUGGUUUGAUUGAAGUCCACUGUCUGGUUUUAUAAGAAUAUAUUGACAUAUAAAGUGUACAUCAUUGUAUUGUGAAUAAUGAAAUAAAUGAAAAUUAACCUGAAUACCUUAAAUGUCAUAUUGUCAUCUUACUUGUGUAGAAUUUAUUAUGCUAAUUCUGAAUGUAGUAUACAUAAAGGCAUCAACCAUGAAAUGCCCCUUUUCCUCUUUACUCUAAACUAAAUGCCCCUCCCCCUCUUUACUCUAAACUAAAUGCCCCUCUUCCUCUUUACUCUAAACUAAAUGCCCCUCUUCCUCUUUACUCUAAACUAAAUGCCCCUCUUCCUCUUUACUCUAAACUAAACUGAACUGUGGACAAGCACACCAGUAAUGCUCCCAAUGCCCCUAACAUUCUGAAAAUGAGUACAUCACUCUUGAUACAGAUGCUCUGUAAUAUAGCAACAAUUUGAUUUGAAAUGGAAGAGGUUUAUUAUUGUCAUACAAUAAAAUACAAAUUUCUUUAUAAAAAAUUAAAAAUAUGAUCAUAUAAAAUGUUUACUAAAAGUUUAGCACAUUUUGUGACGGUGAGGGUCAGUUCACUUUUUUGCCGGCGGUUUCUUCCCUCCGCCCUUAGCUCCGCCUUUAGCCUCGCCCCCUUUCUCUCCAGAUUUCUUUGCCUUUCCUUCAUCCCCACCUUCUUUCUUUGCUCCAGAUUUGUCGCCUUUUUUCUUGCCCGAUUCUUCUUGCUCUUCACCUUUCCCCUCUUUUGCAGCUUUCCCCUCUUUAUCUUUUUCCUUUUUCUUGUCCCCCUUCUUGCCGUCCACUUUCCCAGCCACUGUGGGCACCUCUUUUUUGACUUCAGCUACUGCCACUACAAAAAAAUAAGAGAAGAAUGUGUUAUUUUUUGCCCUCCUGUAUACUCUUAAUUUUAUCAUAUACAUUUAAUGUGUAUUCAUUGUACGUUUAUAUCUAUAUAUUUGAUGUCACACAGAUCAUGCCUAAAAGAGACAGACUAGGUUUACAUGAAUAUCUCAGG
Messenger RNA from Clupea harengus (Atlantic herring), 7919 nucleotides. It is a transcript of the gene pth1r, whose product is annotated as parathyroid hormone 1 receptor. Gene Ontology annotation, molecular function: G protein-coupled peptide receptor activity; parathyroid hormone receptor activity; peptide hormone binding. Gene Ontology annotation, biological process: cell surface receptor signaling pathway; intracellular calcium ion homeostasis; adenylate cyclase-activating G protein-coupled receptor signaling pathway. The coding region runs from base 1704 to 3323 and encodes 539 amino acids. The transcript is spliced from 13 exons. Gene Ontology annotation, cellular component: plasma membrane. Lineage: Eukaryota; Metazoa; Chordata; Actinopteri; Clupeiformes; Clupeidae. The record is from RefSeq and is a predicted model, not a curated record.